UUCAAAAGAUGUUUGCAUUGAAUUGAGUGGGACAACCGGCGCGCAAUGUAGUCCAGUGUUUGAUUUGGCGAGGAAGUGACAAUAUGGAUUACGUUUGGAUAAUUUUACAUAUUUUGUGGAGUUUGUCGGCAAGUUUUGGAGAUGCAGUUUCGAUAGCAAACCAAAAUUAUGAAUCUACUUCAAAUAAAACUCCUGGACAACUUAGUAAAAGAAAAUGCUUGGAAUACUAUCCUAAACCAAAGUAUCCGAUACUAGGCAUCGCUGGGGGCAAUGAAUCUCUUCCUAAAGAAUUUCCUCACAUGGCAGCUAUAGGAUAUGGAGACGAAGACGAUAUUCAGUGGCAGUGUGGAGGUUCCCUAAUUAGUAAGAAAUUUGUUUUAACUGCAGCUCAUUGUCUUGACAAUACAGCGGACCCCCCCAAAUACGUCCGAUUGGGAGACUUGGACCUAUCAACCGAAGAAGACGACGCCUCUCCCCAAAACUUCGACGUUCUAAGAACCAUCCUACAUCCCUCUUAUAACCCACCCGCCAAAUACCACGACAUCGCUUUGCUGGAAUUGAACCGUGAGGUGAAUUUUAACGAAUACGCAUCCCCGGCUUGCCUUACUACAGAAAUAGAACUAAACCAAACUAGUUUGAUAGCUACCGGAUGGGGAAAAACCGGCUUCACCGACAGCAGCAGCAAUUUCCUGUUAAAAGUCGAUCUUGAUCCUGUUCCUCAUCAACAGUGUAUCGAGAAGUAUGGGAAACAGUCCAAAAAGGAUUUGCCGAAUGGAAUCGUACAUGAUUUCCAGAUAUGCGCGGGAACAGUAAAGGACAAAGACACGUGUCAGGGUGAUUCUGGAGGUCCACUGCAAUUUAAAAACGAGGACAGAUCUUUCCGGGUGAACGUCCACAAUGUAAUCGGAGUUACUUCGUUUGGAAAAGCUUGUGCGUUGUCUGGAGCUCCCGGAAUCUACACGAGGAUCUCCAAUUAUAUUCCGUGGAUAGAAGGCAUUGCUUGGGAGAAUGAAAAUUAACUUAUUUGCAAGGCAAAGCGGUUGAAAUAACAAAAAAAAAAACUGAGAAAAAAUCUGCUCCAUACCUGUAGAUCUAUGUUACAAUACGUACAAGUAUGUACAUACAGGGUAUCCUAAAAAGAUACGAACCUCCCGAUAACUUUUCAACAUUGAGUCCCAUCAAAAAAAAGUUUCAAAUAAACAUUGUGGAUAUCGAGAAGCCAAUAUGCUACUGAUUUUAGAUUUUACGUUGAUCUAAACUUUCAAGGUCAAAUCAAAGUCAACUUGGAAAUAUUAAACGGAAACCCCAAGUAAUCUAUAGAGCGUCAAAAUUUAUGUCCGACUAUGAUGUCAGAUUGAGGUCAAACUGAUCUUUUUCUGAAUGUCUCAAUAAAAAUGUUUCAAGCUAAAUUUGUGAUUUUGAAUGGCACAUUAUAUGAUGACCUUAGAUUUGACAUAUUGGAUAUCAGCCUCCAAAACUGAUUUUCAUCAGAUUUUAAUUAUUAUUAACCUAAUAAUGUGUUAAAUUUCAAAACUGUUGUCAAGAUUACACUGACAUUUUCAAAAGAAUAUGUCUAUUAAAUUCUAUGAUCUACUUUUAUAUCCAUUAUUUAAAAAAAUGAGUUUAACCUUCAAAUAACCUGCGAGACAUCCUGGAAAUAUUUUUAAUUCCAGUUUCAUUUAAUUUUCAAGUUGACUUUGAAAUUUAAGGUCAAAGUGAAAUUCAAGGUUAGCAUUAUUAUUGGUUUACAAAUUUAUUGGAAACAUUUUUAGUUUUCGGGAGUUCGGAUCUUUCUGGGUCACCCUAUAUACCAAAGCAUAUGUUGUAUUUAUAUUUCCUUAUCCUUAUAAAUAAAGACAACUAUGUCCCUUUUUAAAAGAUAUAAUAGCUAAUUUAACACCUUUAUUUACAAAAAAUGCGCAUUCAAAUUUUCUGUUAAUGAUAUUGAAUUAAUACACUGUAAUAGAUACAUUUGUAUCCAUUUAGUCUAUUAGUAGAAAAACUACAUAUUAUAAUAACUACGCUGACUAUUUCAAAGUACAUAUGUAACAUAAGAUUUUUUAAAUUAAUUUUCAAAUAAUGUGGCCAACUAAGAACGAAAACAAUGUUCUAAUUUUUUUGGGACAUACCAUGUUAAUACAUUUUUUAUAUAUUUAUAGUGGCCUUUUUGCUGAACUAGCUAAGAUGUUGAAAUUAACAAAUUGAAGAAAAAAUAGCCAGUUAAAAACCCAGCUAAUCAUAGCCUGAUAAAUAGUAGAGCCUGCAUAAAAAUUAUUAUUUUUAUAAUUUUAGGACAACAUUUUCACCAAUUCUUUGUCCAAUUUUACUAAUGUAAUCACCAAUUCACCAAUUGGCUAAGAUUUCAUCUUCAGAUGUUUGCAGUUCUUUUUGAAUUAUUAAUCUAACAAUUAAACUUGUAAAAGUUUAAA
Messenger RNA from Anoplophora glabripennis (Asian longhorned beetle), 2429 nucleotides. Its product is annotated as serine protease snake-like. NCBI's taxonomy places the organism in Eukaryota, Metazoa, Arthropoda, Insecta, Coleoptera, Cerambycidae. Gene Ontology annotation, biological process: proteolysis. Gene Ontology annotation, molecular function: serine-type endopeptidase activity. The transcript has 6 exons. Bases 84 to 1019 code for a protein of 311 amino acids. The record is from RefSeq and is a predicted model, not a curated record.